AUGCCGUCGGCACUCCCAGAUCCAGUCCUGGCCUUGUCCAUGGACAAUGUGCUCAAACUCAACGACCUCAACCUCGACCAGCUCGCCAACCUCUGGAAUGUAUUCACAAAGUGCAAGGAAUCCUUGGAAUCCGGCCGCCGUCUCGAAAACCUCUCGUGGCGCCUCUGGUUCCGCGAGGCUCACAUCCUCCCGCCCGACACCUCGCUCUCGGAUCUCACCGACUUUACGCCGCUCGACACUCCUCUCAUCAGCCGUGCCAACAGCAUCGCAGGCAGCUACAGACCCACUCCUCUUCAAACUGCAGCAGCAGCGGCUUGCGCCGGUAGUGCGCUCUCCGAUCCCGAGGACGGCAAUGACUCCGACUACUCCACCGAUAGCGACGUCGAUGUUGGCCGCGAGCAAACGGUUGCUGGUCCGUCGGCACCUACUUCGACUCCCGUCAAGAGGCGUGUCAAGCCGAAUCACAGCCGACCCUCUACUCCAUCCACCUCGAGCGCAGCGACAGCCACAGCAUCGCGAUCCGCCGCCAUGUCUUCCUCCGCCCUCCAGUCGCAGCGUCUGGCAGAGACGGUUGCAGAGCGCACCACUCGCGCUCUGACCAGUGUCUCGCGCCGAACCAACAUGGCCGACAUCGAUGCAGACGCCCUCAGGCGCAAGCGUGGCAUCUCGUCCUCGUCUGCGUUCGGAAGCAAGGCGCGCGUCAAGCAGCGCAACCAGGAUGGCGCUCAGCGAAGACGUCCGCUCAGCUUCCAGGCGGCGCUCGAAAAUCUCGUGCUGACCAGCCGCGCCGACAACUUUGCCUCGCUGCGUGGCAAGCAGGGCAGCAUGCCUCAGCUCGACGUCCACAUGGGUGCCAGCACGGGCGCCCUCGAUGCGCCCCGCAGCCGCUACGACGUCGACACCGACGACGCCGCACGCAACAGCGCUCCUGCCGAGCUCAGCCCCAUCCAGAGCUCUCACAUCUCGCAAGCCGCGCUGGCUUCCCAGCUCCGAGAUGCUCUCGAGCCUUCCACCACCUCGGCGCCUGUCUCGCCCAAGUCUAACGCCGGCAAGUCGCGCGACGACGAACACUGCGACGCACCCGAGACCCGCGGUCCGCUCUCGCCCACCAAGAUGCCCGUGGCUCUGGCGCCGACGGUGGGUGCCAUCUCGAGGCGUGGAUCGCAGACGCUUCUGUCCGAUGCCGCCUCUGCCGAGAGCAAGAGCGCAGCAGCAUUGUUCGAAUCGCGGGCCAUGCCUCCACCUCAGGGUCUGCCCACGCCCACGCCUGCCGCGUCUGCCAUCAAAGCGCAGGCCGGCAGCGACGCUCACGCCACCGCCGAAGCAGCAUCCGUAGACGGCCACGCAGAGUUGCACGGCUCCACGGGCAUGACUCGAUCCGAAUCCGCCUCGAGCGCCUCGACGCAGGCUUCGCACCGAUCAGCAGCGCACGCCGCAGGAGGACGUCGCCCAAGCGACGUGCGAAUCCGAGCCAAGGCGGGCGCCGGUCUGCACGCCGGACACCGCUCCAAGUCUGCGACGGGUCUGCACCGCGGCGCCAAACACAGCAAGAGCUCGGACAAGCUCGGCGGUGCUCCGGCCCGCGCUGCGCCGCGCCACAACCUGCUCUCGGGUCUCGCCAUGACGCGCGCCGCUCCCGAGCCGGCUGCUACCCACGCCGUGGCACGCAAGCCCGUGCCCGCGGAAGCUGCCGCUGCCAAAGCUACCUCGUCGGCCGCCGCCAAGAAGGCGCCGGUCAAGUUCACCAUGGGUGGCGACGAGACCGACUCGGAGGAGUACGAAGACGAGAGCGACGACGCCGACGCCGUCCAGCCGGUCGCCGAGCCAUCGGCAUUGAGCAAGCCUGCUGCUCCCGCUCAAACGAGCAAGGAUGCCGACGAAAUCGUCGAGAUCGAGGGCGAGGGCGACGACGACGGCUGGUCCAGCGACAGCGAAGCUGAAGAGCAGGAGCGCCGCGCCCGCCAAAAGGCCGAGGCCGAGCGCCGAAGACGCGAAGAGGAGGAGCGCCACCGAAGCAUGUUCCAGAAGCAGCCGAUCCGCUCCAAGUCGGCCGCCGACGUGCGCCUGCUUGCCCCGCACCAGGUCAGCACCGGCCCUAGCCCGCCCGAUCAGCCGGUGCGCGGUCUGCUUACCUCGCUCUUCCACCCGGACGAGCAGCACUCGCCUCCCGGCCAGCUUGCGGGCCGUCCGCACGCCUCGGCGGCGGAUCUGAGGACGCGACCUGCCCCGACCUCGCGCAAGAGCGGCAGCGAGGCGGGGCGAUCUCCGCCUGCGGUGCGCCGCCGUGCGCACCGGGACAGCAGCGACAGCACGACGCAGGCACCGCGAUCGCUGCGCGAUGCUGGCUUGGCUGGUCUGACGGGACUCAAGACGAGCAAGAGCGCCGUGGCGCUGCCGCUGCUCGAUACGCACGCCACGCGGUCCUCCACGGCGGGCAAGGCGAAGAACGAGCAUGCGGCCAACGGCGGCAGCAGCCACCAGUCGGACGGCAGCGCCAGCAGCCCGGACUCGCCCGUCGCGGCGUCGUCCUUUAGCCGUCCGGGCAGCAUCGCGCUCGCUCGCCUGCACGCGCUGACCAAUAUGAAGGCGCACUCGAAGCGCGACGCAUCGUCCAACGGCGCAGCCAGCAGCGCUACACCCGCACACGAGCGCCGCCACAUGUCGGAGGCGGACGUGCAGCUGGAACGCGAGGCGUCGUCGCGCUCGCUGCGUCUCGAGGUGAGCCCGGACGACCGCGACUUUGCGAUCCCUUCGCGCUCGUCGGCGACCAACCUGGCGAGCAGCCAGAGCCGGCAGUCGGCGCCGUCGCUUGCAUCGCGCCACUCGGACCAGGUGCAGUCGCGCGCGCAGCGCGAUGCGCUCGGCUCGGGCUCGCGCUCCAACAGCGAGGGCCUGCCUUCUGGCCACGGCUCGACUCAGCAGGUGGGCAGUGCACCGGGACCGGUCUCGAUUUCGCGCCCGCGCUCGUCGCUCAACCUGCCCGAUGGAGCGGCGCCGCAGACGCCCCGCACCACGCGCAGGAACAUGCUGCGCGACGAGCUUUCCGAGUCGCUCCGACAGAACCUGCUGUGGGAGCGCCAGAGCCGCUCGCGAAUGAUGGGCAUCGGAGCCCCGAUGGCGCCGCCGAUGCAGCCAAGUGCCGCGCCGCGCCGCGACAAUGUGCUCAACGGCAAUGCGCUCCGCCCACUCACCAGCACUGGCGGUGCCGUCGCCCACCCAAGGGACGGCGAGCCCAAACCUAAACGAUAUUCCGAAGAGUGGGGCAGCUUCCACCACAAGGGCUGCGGCCCGUCCGUCUCCGUCUGCGGUCACGCCCUCGACCCCUCCGGUGCAUCGGCAGAGUUGAUACGGACUCGUGCUGCGGUGAUCAGCCCACAAAAGCUUGCAAAGGGCAAUCCCCCACCACCACCACCAGCAACGUCGGCCGUACACACCGACUCGAUGGCGUCCAGCUUGGCAUACGCGGAAGGCGCGCGAGGGUCCGGCUUGUCCGCUGCCCUGGCGCGCGCCACCUCGCCUACGACCCAACAGCAGUGGACGUGUCCAUGCCUCAACGUCCGCCUCUCGCUCGCCCCGGGUAGCACGCCUUCGGCCGCCAACGUCGACCGCCAACGCACGCCGUGGCUGGCAGAACUCGCUUCCGACCAUGCGAUCAACAUCCAGUUCCCAUCGCUCACCUCGCGCGAGACGGUGACCGUCGCAGACAACAGCAACGUCGCCUGUGCAAAGUGCCUCAACUGCGACACGAUCGUCUAUGCUGCCACCAAACCCGCCCCGCCCGGUCCAGCGCGAGCGCUUGGCUUCAACACUGCUUCGUCCAAUGCAGCUGCAGCUGCUGCGGUCAGCGACGCUGUCAAGGAGCCCAAUGCCCCCGUCAGCCCAACCUCGGCAAGGAUGUUCCGUUCUCCCUCGCGCGAAGCCGUGCCGACGCGUGCCCACCGCGCCAACUCGAGGUCCAACGAGCCCCUCGUCCGACCGCUCGAUCGCAAAGUCUGGAUUCUUCCAGACGCCCUCAGCCCUCAGCAGGCUUCGCAGGUUGCUGGCAGCGACGCAUUCUCGCCUGCGUUCAACGUCUUGGUGCCACGCAUCCCCGCAGCUUCGCGGGCGCUGCCGCUGGAAGAGCCGGCCGCCAACGGCGCCAGCGCAAGUCAUGCAGACAAUGCCCGCGAUGCAACCCCAACACGUCCUCCGCCUGGCGCCGGCGCCCGAAAGUCGAGCUACGGAGCUGGCGCGAGCAGCAUCGGGUACGCGCUUCCAGCCGUGCCACAGCAUCUCAUCUCUACGCCUCCCGCCUCGCCGCGCAUCGGUGCUCCUGCUUCGUCUGCCACCUCGCCCGGUGCAACUUCUUCGCCAGCUCCCUCCAUCAACCCAGCCAUCGCGCUUCCGGCACCACACCCACUCGCCUCGCAGCUCGACUCGGUCGCCAUCGAGAGGCUCAAGGACAUGCGCUCCAAAGCAGAGGCGGAGGUGUUUGAGCUCGUUCGUCAGAAGCGUCGCGAGAUGGAACUGCUCGAAAAGAGGUUCAGGGAAGAAGCAGAGUCGCUCCUCUCCGUCACAAAGACGCCCAGGACAACCAGGGGCACCACGACCAACGGAUCGGCAGCCCAGCUCAUUCAGAGGGCUUUGAAUGAACAGCAGCAGCAGCAGCAACAACAACAACAACAACAACAACAACAACAACAACAGCAGCAGCAGCAGCAGCAGACCUCAGCAGCAACCGUCACUUGGACAACUCGCGACAAUCUCGACAGCCGAGACCGAAUCGCCGCGAAUCCCUCCAGCACCCCGACCGGCGUCGCCAUCAGCGCCAGGUCGACAGCCUCGGCGACUCCGCGGGAGGCUCGCACCGCAACAGGCGAAUCACGCCGCGACAGCAUCCACGACGAGUACUCGGAUCUGCCGCCAUCUGCAUUCGAGAGGCGUCCCGCCUACACCACGCCAGGCCAAGUCAGCGCCUCGUUCUCCAACAGCGGUGCGCCCGGCGCCGUGGCAUCCUCUCUCGGUGGCCUCAGCGCGUCGUUCGCCAUGCGCGGUCGUGACUUGCCCGCUCAGAUGCAGGACUGGUCCGAAAAGCGACGUCUGCGCGAGCGCUAUCCACAGGGAGACCACUCGGCGCUCCCGUCGGCGGCCAACUCCAACACCACCUCUGCGGCCAACUCGAUCGCCGACUCGGAGGACGAUGCGUGGCACACUCAGCGUGGCGUGCGCCGCACGCAAGACGCCGCCAGGACGCGAGAGAGCAGCCGCAACGACAGCGACGUCGAUGCCGAGAUGGACCGCAGGGGCCGCGGACGCCAGCCCUCCCGCCAGAGGGCGGGCUCGUCGUCGCGAGAGCCACGCGAACGUCAAAGCCAGUCGGCCUCGCAGCUGUCUGCUCCGCCUGCAGAGAAGGCCGCCCCUACGCAGCUGUCGGAUUCCCGCGAGGAUGUGGGCCGUGGUCGCGCAGGACGCGGAUCAGCUCCGGCAUUCAAUCCACCUCCGCUCAUGUCUUCGUCUCUGCUUACAAAGCGGCCGGCGCUUGCGUAUGUGGACGACGGACGCGAUGCCGACGAGGACACGCCUUCGGUCGGCGGCAAGCUCAUCUCGCCCCAGUCGGUCGCCGAACCGUCGGCGCAGGUGACACUCCGACCGCGCGACCCGCCUCCCUCGACCGCCGAGCCACUCAAGCCCGCCACACGCACCGUCUCGAGCGGCGAGGCAGGCAAGCCCAGCGCCGGCGCACGUGGUUCCGACCCGCCUUCGUCGUCCACCGCAUCCACUCCCGCUGCCAGCCGUGGAUCCGACAGCCCCAGGUCGCGCAAGGCUUUCGAGAAGAAGGUCGCUUUCGCCGAGACCGAGGACCGCGUCGACCAUCUCGUGGCCUCGGACGAGUACGACGAGGACGGUGACGAUGACGAUGUUCGAGGCCCAACGCCAGGCCUCAAGUCGGCCAAUGCAGGCAAGAGACCCGAUCCACCCCUCGUUGACGAGGCUGCUGAUGCAGUGUUCGAGAUCGACGAAGAGACCGAGGAAGCCGAUGCCGAGGAGGCCGACGUUGCCGAGGGGUCGCCCGAGGCACGCGAAGAGAGCGACCGCCUCAAGGUGGAGAUGUCCCAGUCUGGCUUACGCACCGGCGCGUCUGGUCGGCCGAGGGGUCAGGCAGACGACGCGAUUCCCGGACUCGACGACGAGCCCGUCGGCGCCUCGGCGCGGCGCGGACCAGGCUCGGGGUCUCUGUCGGACGACUUUCGCAGCGCGUCUUCCGACGACGACGACGAGGUGCCUCCCGGCUUUGGCGCCGCUUCGUUCAGCGCGCUUGCCGCCAGCCACAGCGCCAUGCACACGCUUGCCUCGUCGAUGGCCAGAGCGCGCGCCGACGACGGGAGCUUCGAUCCCGCCUCGCUGCGCAUGGACGGGCGUGUGGUCGUGCCGCCGCCCUCGUCGGCCCGAGACGAAGUGGAGCCCGGCUCGUUUGUCGUCGGCUCGCUCCGCAGCUCAUCCCGCCGCAUGAGCGUGCAGCUCGCCAGCGCGGGGGCUACUCCGAGCGGCCAAGCUGGCGACGCAGCUGGCGCCGGCGCGGGUCAGUCGGUGGGCGGUACGCGCCACCAGAGGUCGUCGUCGCGCACGCGCAUCAGCAACAUGUCCAAGGAGGACGCAGACACGGAAGUGCGUCUGUCGGGACUGCUCGCGCCCAACGCGCCCUCGCACCGCUCGCUGUGGUCGCCCAAGGACGCCAAGGCCCGGCGCGCCGGCAAGCACAAGUACAAGCUCGACGAGGAGGACGACCAGAAGUGGGACCUGUGGAAGCGCAAGGUGGGCUCCACCGACGCAGGCGCCGCGGGCGAGAGCGACAAGGACUCAGCCCGCGCCGCGCCCAUGGCAGUCGCGCCACCCACGCAGUUCAUCGCCGCCGGCAGCGGCAUCGGACCGCGACCGCUGCGCGAAUCCACGAUGAUCGACCCGGACUACUCCAACUCCACCACGGCCUUCUCGGCGUUCGAUCGGCACUUGCAGGCGCGCGCGGCUGCCUCGGCUGCUGCCGACGUUGGCGCGGCGGGGGACACCGCCACCGCGGGCGGCCUCGCGAUCGGCAAGAGGACGUGGGGCUACGGCUCGUUCAAGGACGACACGAGCGGCUUCGAGACGGAGCCCAAGACGUCGCUGCCGUACAAGGAGAAGAUGAUGGUGCCCUCGCUGCGAAAGGCGCUGCGCAGGAGCAUCUUCGAGCCCGAGCCGCGCGCCAAGCUCGAGACGAUUCCGGAUGCCGAGGACAGCCCCGCGAGCGUGAGUGCCGGUAAAGCCACGACGGACGCGGCGGCUUCGUCGGUGCGUGUGAUCACCACGCCCGGGUCAGCGGCGGCUGCCAGAGACGCCAACCUCAAGGGCGCGCUGCCCGGCAGCAUGAUCACGCGCGGCUUCCACAUGCCCGGCUCGACUGGUGGCAGCGGGGCCGCUUCGGGCACCGAGACUCCCAAGGCGGUGGUGGCUGCGUCGCCCGCGCGUUCCGCGCCUCUGACGGCGGUCGGGCUCGGCAUCCCCUCGGUCGGCACGUCGGGCAAGUCGACGGUGGCCGUUGCAGCGAAGCGCGAUGCGGCAGUGGGGCCGUCGCUGCCCGGUUCUGGCACGGCGACGCCCACGAGCCUGGGUCGUCGCUCGCCGCGCCCACCGUACGUGGCACCUCCGCCACCUACAUCCGCCAAUACGGUGCUCGAGAGCGAUCCUCUGCAGAAGCCUCGUGCCAUUGAGCUGUUUAAAGCUCCCGCGGAUUCGAGUUUCCGGCUGCACGAAGAGGGCGAGGAGGCCGAGACGGACGAGGGCUGGACGAAGGUGGUGCGGUUCAUGCAUGUGGUGGAGCAGCUCAAGACGAACAAGCGGACGGGGUGGAUGCACCACCGCGUUCCGGCGCCCGAGAGUAUUGCGGACCACAUGUACCGCAUGGCGAUGCUGUCGCUGCUGUGUCCCGCCGAGCACGAUGUGGACUUGGGCAAGUGUGUUCAGCUUGCGGUCGUGCACGAUCUGGCCGAGGCGGAGGUGGGAGAUUUGACGCCGUUGGACGGUGUGGGCAAGAGCGAAAAGGCGCGGCGGGAGAAGGAGGCGAUCGAGUACUUUGUGCACGACCUGCUCGGGUCCUCGGCGGCAGGGCUGCGAAUCGAGGCGCUGUGGGAGGAGUACGAGGCGCGCGAGACCAAGGAGAGCAAGCUCGUCAAGGACCUCGACCGGUUCGAGCUUGGUCUCCAGGCGGUCGAGUACGAGCGGCGGUAUGGGAUUGAUGAUCUGCAGGCGUUUUGGGACGGCAGUCUGCCGCAUAUUGCGCAUCCGCGCAUCAGGCGGUGGGCGACCGAGCUCGCGCUCGAGCGACAGCGCAUGUGGAACGAACGCGGACGGGAGGAGUACAUCCAGCAGCUGCCCGCCGAGCAUCGCACUGCCGACGCCGCUGCGGUGUCGAAAUGA
This is a messenger RNA of Moesziomyces antarcticus, 8430 nucleotides long. RefSeq names its product hD domain-containing protein. Gene Ontology annotation, cellular component: cytoplasm. The transcript is spliced from 4 exons. Bases 1 to 8430 code for a protein of 2809 amino acids. Lineage: Eukaryota; Fungi; Basidiomycota; Ustilaginomycetes; Ustilaginales; Ustilaginaceae. Gene Ontology annotation, biological process: negative regulation of transcription by RNA polymerase II; mitochondria-nucleus signaling pathway; regulation of nitrogen utilization. The record is from RefSeq and is a predicted model, not a curated record.